GCAUCUCUGUGUUCAGACGGAGUGAAGCAGCCAGGCUGUGGAGGCGAUGAGGAAGAGCCUCAAUACUUCCCUCAGCGACUCCCUCAGCACGGCCAGAGUGUUCGGGAUCCCCCUGGAGGAGGUGCAGCACAGCGGCCAGCCAGGAAAUGAGGUCCCCCUUCUGGUCAGGAGCAUCGUGGAGUACAUCGAAGAGCACGGAGGGCUGAUCCUGGAUCUGUUUCUAGUGAAUGGGAACGCAGAGCGCGUGGAAUGGCUCAAGCAGCGCUACAACAGUGGUGUAGAAGUGAACCUGGAGAAGGAGGCCGACCUGGCGUCAGCCGUCAGUCUGCUUCGCCUCUUCCUGCAGGAGCUCCCCGAGCCUAUCAUCCCUGCAGGCUUACAGGCUCAAAUAAUGCAGAUCUAUCAAGACUACAGCAGUGAGGAAGAGCUGGGCAGAAACAUGAAGUACUUCCUUCUACAGCUGCCGCAGGUCAAUUACAGCUUGCUCCGCUUCCUGUGCCAGUUUCUGUCUGGUGUGGCGUCUCUUCAGGAGGAGAGCUGGAGCAUAGGAGCUCUCGCUGCUGUUUUCGGGCCAGACAUUUUUCAUUUAGAGACAGAUGUGGAGGAUCUGAGAGAGCAGGAGUUGGUCAGACGUAUUCUGGCAGAACUGCUGGAGAACCAGGAGGAGUUCUUUGACUCGGAGGACGAAGACACCUCCAACACCAAUGACUACAGCUCCAUUAACGACCAGAUCACUGAGCUCCUGGAGGAAGAGAAGUUGGAGGCUUGUGAGGAGCUCCCACGGGACGGAGAGGACAGUCCUUCCUCCAUGUCUCCUAAACAUGCCCAUGUCGACCCCUCCUCCAGUUCGCACAUUUCUUCCAUCAGCAUUCUUCCAGGAUCUGCUGCUAUAAUCCAGAGGAGCAUCCGUGCUGCAGUGGAACAGCACUUGUUGGAUUUACAGACGUCUAUUGACAAGGAGCUCGGCAGCUAUGAGAGUCAAGCGUUGGACUCCAAACCCCUUCAGGGAAACAGCCCUCUUCAGAAGACACCGGGGUCUGAGGAGCAUGAAGAUGUGAGGUCUGAAUCUGAGACUCUCUCUGAGGUUACAGAGGAGGGCCUGCCAUCAGAGAAUAGUGAGGAAUCUCAAGGCUCUCAGCUCGGCAGCCCUGUCACAGAAGAAAGUUCUGGGAUGGACCUUGACACGGAGACUCGCAUAGACGCUGAGCAUCUCAGCACAGAAAGACUGGAGAACUACCCAGAUGAUGAGCAGAUGGACCAGGCUGAUGUUAUCCCCUGUGAGCCCGGAGACUGUGACCUGAACGCUAAUACUGAGUCCACAGAGCCAGCCAGCCCUCAGUCUUUGACCAGAAGCAUUCUCUCAGACAGUGAACAAGAAGACCCUGUGCCGGUGUUCAUGUCAUGGCAAGAAGACACCGAGUCAGGGGAGGCCCAAUUGUCUCCGCUGGCUGGCCGCAUGAUGCCCCCACCUCUUGAAGAAGAUAUUCAACCAUUACUGGCCCGGCGGUUUCUGGAAUUUGGCCACAGUCAGCGGUUCUUACAGCAGGACCAUGAUGCUACAUCCUCCACCAAAGCUUUGCCCUGUGGGAGGCCUCGCCGUGCUUCCCUCUCUUCCAAAGACAGUCUGAAGGGAGACACCGUUUCCCAACAGUUCACCAAGAAACUCCAGAACCUCAAGAAGAAGAUCAAGCAGUUUGAGGAACAGUUUGAAAAAGAGAGAAACUACAAGCCGUCUCACGCUGAAAAGGCCACUGAUCCGAAAGUGCUGAAGUGGAUGACUGACCAGACCAAAAUCCGCAAGCAGCUCAAAGCAGGACGACAGCAGCACCUCUUACCCAAAGGUUCCCUGAGGCACCAGGCCAUGCUUCAGUCAUACCGACGCCACUCGCCCUCUUCCUCCGUCCCGAACACACCCCAUUUUACUCUGUCACGCCCCCUCAAUGCCUCUAGACAGGCGCCCCACUUCUAUGCCAAACACAAGGCUGAGAGUGAGCUGACUCCACAGACGCGUCCACGCAGUAACACUCUGCCCAAGAGCUUUGGAUCCACGCUGGAUCAGUCGGCUCACGAGGACUCUGUGGAGAGCGAGGCACGGGGUGACCGGCCCACAAGAGAAGAGACGCUGAAGCUCAUUCUGCACUGCAUCCAAACCAAGAGAGCCGAGGAAGGCUGGCCAGAGGACGUCCGAAAAAUGACAAAAGAGCAGCUUGCCGGUGAGAAAACAGUACUGCAGAAGAACCUUCUGUACUAUGAAGGAAUUUAUGGACGCCCAGUGACCCGAGAGGAGCGCUUGAUUGUGAAACCCUUGUAUGACAGAUAUCGUCUGGUCAAGCAGAUGCUCACCCGUGUCAGCAUCACCCCUAUCACAACUUCUCCCUCCAGCAAACGACGCAAUCAGAUGCUACAGCCCAUCAUCGAGGGCGAAACUGCCCACUUCUGUGGUCAGAUCGAAGAAGAGGAGGAGGAGGAGGAGGACAGGGGCCAGCAGGAAAACAUAGAGAUGCAGACAAGCGAGGGUUCGGAAAUCAUCAUGGACCCAGUAUCCCAGCCCACUCAGGAGAACAUCCUCAGCUCUGGGAAGAUCAGUUUUGAUCUGCGUCUGUCCAGUUCUAAUGCUUCCUCAAUGCCCGAGCUCCUGGAGCAGCUGUGGAAGGCCAGAGCAGAGAAGAAGAAACUGAGGAGGACCAUCAGAGAGUUUGAAGAUGAAUUCUACCAACAGAAUGGCAGGAAUGCUCAGAAGGAAGACCGCGUGCCUAUGAUGGACGAAUACAAGGAGUACAAGCGCAUUAAAGCCAAACUGCGGCUUCUGGAGGUCCUCAUCAGCAAGCAGGAUUCAUCCAAGUCCAUCUAAAGCAUCUCAACAUCCUGACAGUAGUCCAUCAACGUCCACCUCAGCCACUGGACAAGAAGA
Messenger RNA from Carassius carassius (crucian carp), 2911 nucleotides. Its product is annotated as protein FAM13B-like. Gene Ontology annotation, biological process: signal transduction. Lineage: Eukaryota; Metazoa; Chordata; Actinopteri; Cypriniformes; Cyprinidae. The coding region runs from base 47 to 2851 and encodes 934 amino acids. The record is from RefSeq and is a predicted model, not a curated record. The transcript is spliced from 21 exons.